Messenger RNA from Olea europaea var. sylvestris, 1622 nucleotides. RefSeq lists its product as uncharacterized. The coding region runs from base 311 to 1495 and encodes 394 amino acids. Lineage: Eukaryota; Viridiplantae; Streptophyta; Magnoliopsida; Lamiales; Oleaceae. The transcript is spliced from 14 exons. The record is from RefSeq and is a predicted model, not a curated record.
UCAAUCUGUUUCCUCUGUAACUUUUUUAAUCUCACUUUCUUUCUCACAAGAUACCAUCUUUUUGCUCCAACUUCACGACUUUUAUUAACUUGGAAAUUCUUAUAGUGCUCCACUUUCAAAUCUUCCUUCACAACUAUCAUUAUAUUUGUAGAGAAUUAACGCAUUAAUUGAAGGGUUAAAGCUGUUCAACAAGCGUUUAUUUCCUCAGUAAAAGUUCACCGAGAAAAUUGUGUUUGCUCUCGUGGCUCUCGGCUACUUACGCUUUAACUCGUCUGAAUUUUUCUGGGUUUUUCAAUUUCAAUCCAGUGCAAUGGUUAAUAAACCAAAUGAAACAAUGAGGGUUAUUAUUACUGUUUUUGUCGGCUUCAUCUUUGGCUUCUUUAUAGGAAAGUCAUUUCCCGUUCUUCCUUUAAUGAAGCUAAAUAUGAAAUCUGCUCUUGUUCAUGAUUCUUCGAUUGUUGGCAACAAAAGUACAGGUGGCUCUACCCAAAGUACAAAUGAUAUUUCUUCUUCCAAGAAUAAUACAAGCUACUCAACUGAAAAUCAAAAUAUGAAUGAUUCAUCAAAGAUUUGGGUCCCAUCAAAUCCUAAAGGUGCAGAGAGAUUACCUCCAGGAAUUGUUGCGUCCGAAUCAGACUUUUAUCUCCGCAGAUUGUGGGGUAAACCUAAUGAGGAUUUGACCAGCAAACCAAUAUAUCUGGUAACCUUUACAGUUGGUUAUGAUCAAAGACACAACAUUGAUGCAGCAGUAAAAAAGUUUUCAGAGAACUUUACCAUCGUUUUGUUUCAUUAUGAUGGCCGAGCAUCCGAAUGGGAUGAGUUUGAGUGGUCGAAGCGGGCUAUUCAUGUGAGUGCAAAAAAACAGACAAAAUGGUGGUUUGCUAAAAGGUUUCUGCAUCCUGACAUUGUUGCACCAUAUGAUUUCAUAUUUAUUUGGGAUGAAGACCUUGGAGUCGAGCAUUUUGUUGCCGAAGAAUACAUCAAACUUGUGAAAAAACAUGGAUUAGAAAUUUCACAGCCUGGUUUGGAACCCAAUCGAGGGUUGACUUGGCAGAUGACAAAGAGAAGAGGUGAUUGUGAAGUUCACAAGCAAACAGAGGAGAAGCCAGGCUGGUGCUCUGACCCCCGUUUGCCUCCCUGUGCAGCAUUCGUAGAAAUCAUGGCUCCUGUCUUUUCUCGAGAGGCAUGGCGUUGUGUAUGGCAUAUGAUACAGAAUGACUUGGUCCACGGUUGGGGUCUUGACUUCGCCCUGCAAAAAUGUGUCGAGCCUGCUCAUGAGAAAAUUGGAGUUGUAGAUGCCCAAUGGAUUGUUCAUCAAAGUGUUCCUUCACUUGGGAAUCAGGGGCAACUAGAUAAUGGCAAGGCUCCAUGGCAUGGGGUGCGCGAGAGGUGUAGACAGGAGUGGAAAAUGUUCCAGACUAGGAUGGCUGAUGCAGAAAAAUCUUAUUACAAGGCAAUGGGAAUUGAUCCUCCCAAUUUCACAGAUCACCAUUGAAAUUUUGCACGGGGUCUAAGACUCUAACCUCUAGUUUUGAAUUUUUCAUUUUUCUUGCUGUAGAUAGUACAUUUUCCAUCAUAAAUAACACAUUUAAGCUUAAAUGAAUUAGUAAUACUUUUCAAUU